ACCAGAAGAGCCUUGGAAGGAGCUCUGGAGCACUGCUCAGCAUCACAGCACCAUGAGAGCUCUUGGAAGGAGCUGGGGAGCUCCAUCUCACUGCUGGUGUCCUGCCAAAAGGCAGAGGCACUGCUGAGUGCACUGGGAAUUAGGGGGAGGAGUGCAGGGGGCUGAUAGAGAGAGCUUAGCUGGGGAGCCUGGGGCUCGGGGGCUCUAGGGUCUCGGGACCCUCAGCUCUUUCUCUUGCAUCUCCUGUGCAGGAGGCUUAUUGAGCUACUGCUGAGUGUCUUCCCAGCUCAGCCCCAGGACUCCACCCCUGGAAGACUGAGCCACCAGACUGAUGGAUUCCGACCUGCUGGACCUCCCACUCGGAGUCAAGAUCCAUCUGAAGCCCAAGUCCAAGACUGUCUUCUGCAGGGGAAAGCUGGGGGAAACGCUUAACGGGCCAUGUCCUUCUUUCAAUCUGGACGAUCCCUACAUCCACCACCCUGCACCACCAGUGCAAUACAACCGCCUGCAUGACCCCCACCUUCGGGACUACCACAAGCGCAAGGACAUCCUGCGGAUGCUGAAGAGACAGGGAGUCAUCACCAGUGACAACAAGGUGGUUUGCACUCUGAAGGAGUUCAACGAGUACAGGAACUACCUGACCAGGCUCAAGCUGCAGUUAGAGAAGAUCUUGAGGCAGCAAGAGGAAGGGCUUCUGCCACUUCUGGCCAAAUUAAAGGAUGGUCCCAAACUGCCAGGAACCAGUGACACUUCCUGCCGGCGGAAGCGGCGGCUGCAGCCUCAGAAACCUACUUGCCCAUGUCCACAGAAGAGCAAAGAGACCCCUCUGAAAUCAGGGAGAUUCAGAAAAGUGAAAAUAGCUUCAGACGAGGGCCAAACCUACUCCAGAGCUAAGCUGGGCACUGCUGCUGACUCCCAGAGGAAGCGGCACAACACUGCUCACAGCCUCUUUAAAGCUGUCCUUAGGCAGCUGACCGCAGCAGAAGCCCAGAAGCUCCAAGAGCUGGUUGAGAUCAUUGUCUACAAAGUGUUUGUGAGGCUCAAGGUUCCUCGGAACCAGCGCAUCAACUUUUUAAGGAAUGCUGCCCAGGGGAUCAGAGGAAGCAUUUUCAGCAGCUGCAGGAGAACACCUCUAGACCGCCGCCAGAAAAUAGAAAUGGUGGCCAAAGAGCUUUUAGCAAUGGUGUUGGAGGGCUUGGGGUACUGUCUGGAGCCCAAAGCUUCUAAGCCAAGGAGGGCAGUCAGGUGGAAGGAGCAGCCUGUUGAUGGAAGAGCCACCCUAGUGGACAAAUCCGAGGAAGAUGAAGACACCCCCAGGACCCUGUACCCCCUGCAUUUCCCCCAUUCCUCCACCCGUAUCCCCACUCAGGACACCCCAGCUUCCUGUAUCCCCUCAUAUUCCCCCAAUAUACCCCCCUAUAUCCCCUGCCAGACCACUCCAGGACCGCCCUCAGCCCCCUCCAGAUACUCCCAGAUUCCCCUAGCCCUGCCCCAGGACCUCCCCAGGACCACUUGUACCUGGUGGUGGAGGGCCACUGUCCCCCGUAUCCCCCCCACAGAGCCCCCAGGAUCCUCCCCAGCUCCCCCCAGCAGUGGAGUGCCACCCAUGGAGGACAAGGGUGCGGGAGGGUGGUGGAAGACCAUGGAGUAG
Molecule: messenger RNA, 1651 nt
Organism: Ficedula albicollis (Collared flycatcher)
Lineage: Eukaryota; Metazoa; Chordata; Aves; Passeriformes; Muscicapidae
Exons: 5
Coding region: 332-1651 (439 amino acids)
Source: RefSeq, a predicted model, not a curated record